GUACAUUGUGCUGCCAAUGUACGUUAAGCCAUCCAUAGCUACCUCUUUUGACCUAUAUAGUGUAUUAGAAAUAUACCCUUCUAUACACUUUGCGAUGCGUCAAGAGAAAAUGGAUUUUAAAGAAAUUAUAAAGCAUCUCGGAGAUUUUGGACCUUAUCAGAAACGGCUGUAUUAUCUGUUAUGUUUUGUGUCGUCAUCCUGUGCUAUUCAAGUUUUACUUACUGUUUUUACUUUUGGAAUUCCGGAGUAUAGAUGCACCCCUCCCGACCUUAGAAAUGACACUUUUCACACAAGAGGGGUAAACGGGUCAUCCUCAGAGUUUGAAUAUGAUAAUAAAAUAUAUCAACAAUGCACAAUAUCAACACGGGCUACCAACAACAACUCACUGGAGAAUGUAACAGAAUGUGAUGGAUGGGUCUAUGAUGAAUCUGUAUUCCAAUACACCAUUAUUUCACAAAUGAAUUUAGUCUGCGAGAAAACCAUAUGGAAAUCACACGCCCAGAUGCUUUUGGCGGUCGGACAGUUAAUUGGGUGCGCCCUUGUGGGGCCCUUAUCUGAUAGAUUUGGAAGGAAGAAAACACUAUGUUCCUUUUUGAUUUGUCUGAUUGUAACUACAAUAUUCGUGGUGUUGUCGCCUAAUAUCGUCGCCAUUCUUACAUUUUAUUUCUUUAUUGGUACUGCUAUCACAGGAACAUUUACGCCAGCAUUUAUAUUGGGUAUGGAACUUGUGGGGCCAAGUAAAAGAUCAUUAACUGGUUGUAUUAUUAAUUAUUUCUGGAGUUUUGGUAGCAUUGUCUUGGCAGCGAUGGCUUAUUUUAUAAGAAAUUGGAAAUAUCUUCAACUCUCUCUAGCAGUACCGAAUAUUCUGCUACUCUCAUAUUUCUGGUUUAUUGAUGAGUCUCCCAGGUGGUUAAUCAAUAAAGGGAGAUAUAAAGAAGCUGAAAAGAUCAUUCAAAAAGCAGCUAAAGUUAAUAAAGUUGUUAUACCAGAAGGUGUUUUGAAAAAGAACACUGAGGUUACCAACAACGAGAAUCAAUCUAUAACAAAAAUAUUUACCUCGUGGACCCUUGUAAAACGAACGGUCAUAAUUUACAUCAAUUGGGCAACAUGUAGUCUGACCUUCUAUGGAGUAGCUCUUCAUGCCAGCAGUUUAAGCGGUAACUUGUUUCUGAACUUUUUCCUGAUAUCUGCCGUGGAACUGCCUGGAUUUAUAAUAUGUAAUGUACUCAUUGACAGACUAGGGCGGCGUAUCCUGUACUGCUCCUCCAUGAUAUUUUGUGGUUUAUCUUUAGUCAUGACCACACUACCAAUUGUAUUUGCAGAUGAAUCUUUCAGCUGGACAGUCACCCUCCUGGCAGUACUAGGAAAACUUGGAAUUACUGCAGCCUUUGCUAACUUGUGGAUAUAUACAUCUGAAUUAUUUCCAACAGUUGUUAGAAAUUCAGGUGUAGGAUCUAGUAGUAUGAUGGCUAGAUUAGCAGCAACAUCUUCACCAUACGUUGCUAACCUUGGAUUGAUGAUACCUGGUGCUAUAGGUAAAGCAGCACCUAUGAUUAUAUUUGGAAUAACUUCAAUAAUAGCAGGAUUACUGGCCUUACUCUUACCUGAAACUAAAGGUCGUUUUUUACCAGAAACUAUCGAAGAUGCUGAACAAUUUACAAAGUUAAAUAUACAACAUGAGAACGCCCGAUUAAAAGAAAACUCAAAUUCAGAAAAUUAUACAACCCACAUGUAAUAUGAAAUAAAAAUAUAACAUGAUGUUAUUAAAACAUCAUGUUGACUGUAAAUUAUUUUAUAUACCUCCUCUCAUAUUUUAACGAAUAUACUUCAAUCACAUAUAUUCAAUUAAAUAUACUUUGUUUAUCUCUUGCCAAUAACCGUACCCCCUACAAUGGAUAAGAAUAUAUUGAUACGCUUCGCUCCUAAAAGUUCCAUCAGCGAUGUAUUUCUUUGGUGAUCUUUAGCAAAUAAAAUAUAAAUUAGGAUAUUGUAAUGUACAUUUUGAAAAUACAGUUAAAACUUUCACUUUAUAUCAGUUGAUAAUUGGUUUUAGUAUACAAAGUGGCUUAAUAAAUAACACUGAUGAAGCUCUCGGGCUUUUGAUUCCUCACUACUACUACUACUACUAUUACUACUACUACUACUACUACUACCUACUACUACUACUACUACUAAUAAUAAUAAUAAUAACAAUAACAAUAAUAAUGAUAAUAAUAAUAAUAGCUUGAGGUUAGCGUCCACUUCCACCUGGGGUGAUAUCGCAAGCAAGAUUCAGUUAUCCAGAAACAACUGCCGUUUUAUUCAUAGCUCAUUAAACAUGGGUACAAUUAAUAAUAUUAAAGAGUAAACAUGCCGUCAAUUAGGUUAAUAUGGGAGAAUGCUAUGGGUGUUAAUAUAUGGGUGUCUAUACAAAAAGGUAUAUGUAUUGUAUUCGAAUAUUGUAUCUACCUGAAAACCGUAUACGGGGUUGAAAAUAAUUUUUAUAUAAACAUAACAUUAUAAAAUGAA
Patella vulgata (common limpet) is the source of this 2508-nucleotide messenger RNA. RefSeq names its product organic cation transporter protein. The record is from RefSeq and is a predicted model, not a curated record. Gene Ontology annotation, cellular component: membrane. The transcript is spliced from 10 exons. The coding region runs from base 17 to 1735 and encodes 572 amino acids. Gene Ontology annotation, molecular function: transmembrane transporter activity. Gene Ontology annotation, biological process: transmembrane transport. Lineage: Eukaryota; Metazoa; Mollusca; Gastropoda; Patellidae.